AGUAUAAAUAUGCAGUACAUUUUUAUUGUCUUCACUAAAAUUAUCUGCAAUUUUUUUGCGCUUGAAAUACUUUGUAAAUUUAUCAACAUGGCAAAGUUAGAAGCCAAAAUUUUCCUCGCUUUGUGUAUCAUCUCUUUAAUGUCGUCUGUUGUAUCCUCUUGUUACAAAGCAGGUCAAUGGUGUUACGACGGCGAUAGCAACAAAUGUUGUCCGAACGGUUAUAACGAUAAAAUAGCUCCUGAUCAACGCCAGGUGUACCGAUGUCUUCAUAGGCAUUACCGACAUGGUUCUCCGAGUGAUAUUAUUACAUGUGAAAGGUCUAAUUUAAGGAAAUUUAGGUACAACUAA
Messenger RNA from Cotesia congregata, 348 nucleotides. The record is from the annotation of a GenBank genome assembly. NCBI's taxonomy places the organism in Eukaryota, Metazoa, Arthropoda, Insecta, Hymenoptera, Braconidae.